AUGGCUUCUUCUUCCGGCAACGACGACGAUUUGACCAUCCCACGGGCGGCGAUCAAUAAGAUGAUCAAGGAGACGCUGCCGAACGUGCGAGUGGCCAACGAUGCCCGGGAGCUGGUUGUGAACUGCUGCACCGAGUUCAUCCACCUCAUCUCCUCCGAGGCGAACGAGAUCUGCAACAAGUCGGAGAAGAAAACCAUCUCUCCCGAGCAUGUUAUCCAAGCAUUAGAAAGCUUGGGAUUUGGCUCCUAUAUCAGUGAGGUAAAAGAAGUCUUACAAGAAUGCAAAACUGUAGCACUAAAAAGAAGAAAGGCUAAUUCCCGUUUGGAAAACAGUGGCAUUCCUGAAGAAGAACUCCUAAGGCAGCAACAAGAGUUAUUUGCAAAAGCUAGACAACAGCAGGCAGAGCUGGCCCAGCAGGAGUGGCUUCAGAUGCAGCAAGCUGCUCAACAAGCCCAGCUUGCUGCUGCCUCUGCCAGUGCGAUCAACCAGGCAGGAUCUUCUCAAGAUGAAGAUGAUGACGACGACAUCUGACAUGUCCCAGGCUGAGCUUUCAGUCCUCACCAAGAAAUAGUUUUCCUGCACAACGAAACCAGUGACACGAAUGCUUGCCUGUAACUUGUGUCUUCACCUUGGACCAGCCGUUGGUAUUUUAAGGACGUCCGCUGUUGUGUGCUGUACAUGUCGAAACCGUCUUUUUGAACUUUUUGAGGACUUAAGGUUCAGUAUCAUAUCAACCUUGGAUUUUUAAUGGUGUUUAUGGGAAUUUUAGACAGCUGUCCGUCAUUUAUUUGAUCAACAGUGUUACAAUAAUGUUUAUAAACUAUAGCAGAAUUUAUACAGAAACUCUACAUUCACACUUGCAUCUCUCUUCCCUUUUAACCAUAGAAUCUUGUGUAAACAUUUUUAAUUUGUGUUUUUGAAAUAGAGCAGGCAUUUAGACUGCUUUGGGGAGAAAAAGCAAAGGGUUCAGUGUACUUUGAAUUCUUUGUCUUUUAAAUAAGGAAAGAGAUACAUGGCAAUAAAUAACAUUGCUUAAUAUCACCAAUCUGAGAAAUUAUACAUUUUUGCCAAACUAGAAAAAUGUAUGUUUAAUAGCCGUUGUACAGCUACAUGUUUUGUUUUUUUUUGUAAUGGGGUAAAAAAUAAAAUUAAAAAAAAAACCCAGAACUUUAUUAUAAUAUUGAUUCAGUGUUCUGAGCAAAACAGGUAUUUCAUUUCAAAUGUUCCCCAAUUUGGAGAAUUAAAAUGGUUCUUGUUUAAAAGCUGUUUAAUUUUAACAGUAGAUGGGGUUACAAGCGUGGUUUAAGCAUAUUAAUGCACAUGUUAUUUGAAGGAAAAGUAAAAUUUGGAAGAACAGAUUUGUUUUUAAUUCUGUUUGAUAGGAAUGCUUAAUUAAAUAGGACUAUGAAAGCAAACAUUGGAAUUAAUGAGCAUGCUCACUGUCAAAGGAAUCUUUAUUUAGUUCUGAUUAUUAAAGUGUUGUCAGCACAAUGUUAACAGUUUUUCAGGUUAGUCUACCAAUAGAGAAGUUUUAUCUUGUCAAACCGAUGGCUUCUACGUUCAAAUAGGGGACUAAAUAACAAUUUAAUUGCAAAGUUUAGUUUGGUGGCUUGAAAGUUUAGGCUGGUCAACAAAACCUGAAUGAGGAAUAUCUUAGGGUGAGAUUUUUUUUUAGAAAAAGAGCAGUACUUAGCUAUUUACAAUUUGACAAUAUACUUGAAAAAAAAGAACCUCAUAUUUUUCUGGUACUUUUUUGUCGAGGAAAGGUGCAGUGUCAGGUCUUGCAUAUGGAUACAUCGAACAUUUUUAAAGCGAUAAGAUGUUGAUGGUUAUAGAAAUAUGCAACUGAAAGGCAAAAACCAUCCUAUCUGCGAAGCAGAGGACUAAAUACGACAUGUCGAAUAAAAGGCCUGACUGCAAUUUAAAUUUUAAGGGGCUUCUCGUGAAUUAACUUGCAUCAUUAUUUAUACACUGGUUAUUGAGAAAUAUGUUAGUUUGAAUGUUAAGCUGGGGAAAAAAAAGAUGGGUUCAACCUGUUAAGUAUUGGGACAAGAUCUAGUUGUCAUGAAGGUUGAUGUACCAAAGGUAGAAACACUAGGCUAAUGAAACCAUGUUAAUGUGCAGUGUUGGCUUUUCUAAUCUGUACUAUGAUACCCUUACUCUUCCUGUUUUAAAUGAAACAUUUUUUUUAAGCAAAAAUAUUUUCUUUUCUGAUGCAGAGUUCAGGUUAAUAUUUUACUGCAUCUGGCAUGUAUCAUAAGUUUGAAUCCUUGCAACUUUUCCUUUGGACAUUCUUGUGCUUUUUCAUAUGCUGUAUUCCUCAAGCAAUAAAAUUCAAAUGUGUUU
Molecule: messenger RNA, 2346 nt
Organism: Protobothrops mucrosquamatus (brown spotted pit viper)
Lineage: Eukaryota; Metazoa; Chordata; Lepidosauria; Squamata; Viperidae
Gene: DR1
Product: down-regulator of transcription 1
Exons: 3
Coding region: 1-531 (176 amino acids)
Biological process (GO): positive regulation of transcription by RNA polymerase II; chromatin remodeling; RNA polymerase II preinitiation complex assembly
Cellular component (GO): negative cofactor 2 complex
Molecular function (GO): protein heterodimerization activity; core promoter sequence-specific DNA binding; TBP-class protein binding
Source: RefSeq, a predicted model, not a curated record